Molecule: messenger RNA, 1066 nt
Organism: Colletotrichum navitas
Lineage: Eukaryota; Fungi; Ascomycota; Sordariomycetes; Glomerellales; Glomerellaceae
Exons: 3
Coding region: 1-774 (257 amino acids)
Source: RefSeq, a predicted model, not a curated record
AUGUCUUCCACGAGGGCGCGGGCAGACGCGUCUCUUGAGGCUGCGGACGCUGUGCUGUGCUGUGCUUGGUUGGAAGAGAAAUCUGAAGUGUCAAGUCGGGUGGAAUUUGGCACGUCGUUCAUCUGCCUCCCCGGUCAAAGAGGAGACCUAGAUCUGAUAAGACAGCGUCCCGGUUAUAAUAUCCAGGAAAGACAAUUGUACCUAUAUCCGUCUCGGAGCUGGGUUACGUCUGGAGAGACGGAACAAAACGGUAAUCUCUAUGCAACGACAAAGAGUCUACGCCUCAUCAAAGUGGGUUGUGGUCGUCGUAAUGGUGCUGUCGAGGGGGGCAAGGCAGGGGACCGGUACAUGACAGUACAUCGGGUGUGGAGGGAUGAGCAGCUGGCCCACGCCCUCUGCGCUUCUGCUGGCAAAAAUAGCUUGAACUCCUCAGUGCUUCGAUACGGUGCCGUCAUCAAGGCCCAAAACGGGUCCACCAGCUCUUUGUCUGCCUGGGCUGGUGGAGGCAGGUCGUCGGGAGAGGAUGUUCAGGGGCAUUUCUUUCUGGCAGGGCUCGAGCUGGCUGGAUGCAAAACGGGUUCGAGGAACAGACGUCAGGCAAUGGCCGAGCUUUCUUCCAUGCAGGGACUUGCUCGUUUGGGUCAACGACGGGCGCCGGCAGCCUGGUCUGGGAUGGCCGUGGCGAGUGGACUUUUGUGUCAUCCUAAACUGCUCCGUGGCAAAGACCCCACGGCGUCGGUGCGUGCCAAAGCCAGGUCGCGCCAAGAGCGGUAGCUACCCUCCCCCCCAUUCGGUCGAGGUUCGUGAUGCUUCGGGGAGCUGCAUAGAAGGUGUGUUGUGCCUGACCGCAAACUUUGCCGAAGCUCGUGGACGGUGUUGCCCACGAGGGUUUGCUGUAGCGCGACCGGUAGGUAUAGAGGGCGAGGCAAGGGAACUUCAGUUCAAACUCGUGGGCGGCGCAAUACACUCACUGUGCGGCAGGAUCGUGCUGGUCGGUUGUGGCUACCAUCAAACCCAUCUGAUACCAUGACACCGUCCGAGUGUGCACAAGACGUCACGGCGUGCA